This is a messenger RNA of Emericellopsis cladophorae, 1161 nucleotides long. RefSeq lists its product as uncharacterized. The transcript has a single exon. Gene Ontology annotation, molecular function: electron-transferring-flavoprotein dehydrogenase activity; flavin adenine dinucleotide binding. Lineage: Eukaryota; Fungi; Ascomycota; Sordariomycetes; Hypocreales; Bionectriaceae. The record is from RefSeq and is a predicted model, not a curated record. The coding region runs from base 1 to 1161 and encodes 386 amino acids. Gene Ontology annotation, cellular component: cytoplasm.
AUGAAGACAAUUGUCGUCCUGGGCGCUGGCCUUGCCGCCAUGCCCCUGAUCCGCCAGACCAUGCGCAAUGUCGUGCUGCCAUACGACUCGUAUAAGCUCAUCGUCGUAGCCCCCAACACACACAUGCUCUUCCCCCUGGCCAUGCCUAGAGUCCUUGUGCCCGGGGCCAUGUCCGAGGAUAAGGUCUUCCUCCCCGUCUCGAGCCAGUUCUCCGAAUAUCCCGGGGACAAGUUUCAGUUCCUCCAAGGCACAGCCGAGAGCCUGAUCCCGGAGAGCAACCAGCUCAGCGUCAAGGGCGUGGACGAGAACCAGACAAAGUUGAGCUACGACUAUCUCAUCGUCGCCACGGGUUCCUCUUCGCGCGACAACACACCCUGGAAAACACUCGGGACCACCGAAAAGACAAAGGAGCGCCUCUUUGAAAUCAGGAAGGAGGUCGAGCAGGCCAAGACCAUUGUCAUCGCAGGCGGAGGUGCCACGGGCACGGAGACGGCCGGCGAAUUCGGAUGCGAGUACGCCCAGUCCGGUCAGAAGGCCGUCUACUUUGUCUACAACGACGAGCUGCCCCUGGUCGCCGACAUGAUCCCCAAGGUCCGCCGGCAGGCCAAGAUUGAGCUCGAGAGGCAAAAGGUCAAGCUCAUCCCCAACUCCAAGAUCACAAAGAUCACCACAUCGGGCCAGGAGACCGUCCUAGAGAUCACAGACAAGACCGGCAAGACGAACGAGCUCAAGGCUGGGGCCUACAUCUCCGCGACGGGGGUCGUUCCCAACGCAUCGUUCGCACCCGCCUCCAUGCUCGACGCGGAGGGCUUCAUCAAGCAGACCACCACGCUCCAGGCCGAGGGCCACGAUAACAUCUUUGUGGCGGGUGACGUGGGCUCGCUCGAGAUGUCAAAGGCCAUGGUCGCCGCGGCGCAGACCGAUCACCUCGUCAAAUAUAUGCCGGGCUACGUACUGCGUGGGGAGGCCAUCGCCACGUACACGCCUGACACCAAGAGCGUCUAUGCCAUAACGCUGGGCAGGAGUAAGGCUACGGGGCAGAUGAAUGGGUGGAAAUUGCCGGGUUUUCUCAUCUCGCUUGCCAAGCGGAAUUUCUUCUCGGAGCAGGCACCAGACAUAGCCAAGGGGAAGAAGACGUCAAAUAUAACGUAUGAGAAAUAG